AUGCAUCAGCCCAUAUUUUUCUAUCAGCAUCUCCUACUUGUUGCUUACCUCUCUUGGAUUUCCUUGUUGAAUCUUUACAUUGAAUCAGCUUCAUUAGCUCCUGAAUGCUCUCCAGAUGGACACCAGAUCCUCCACAAUCCCUAUCGAAGCACUGAUUUUGAUUCACUGGAAUUACAGCAAACAGCAAUCCAAGACCUGGUUUGUGACCACUCAUUGCCCCAAGGAUGGUAUCGUUUUAUGAUCAACAACAAACCUGCAGAAAUGCCAACAAAAUGUAUAGAAAUGAAUAAAUGUGGAACACAAGCUCCAGUUUGGCUUUCCCUGAAAUCAGAAACCCUCCCUCUUCCUGGUGAAAGAAAGCAGCUCAUGGCCUGCGCUACGUGGCAAUUCUUCUUUGGGAGCACCAAAGACUGCUGCUUGUUCCGAAUACCUAUUUCAGUUAGAAACUGCGGUGGAUUCUUUGUUUAUCUUUUGCAGCCCACUCAGGGAUGCAUGGGUUAUUGUGCAGAAGUUGUUGCAGAGUUAAAACCAAAGGUCUGUGCUCCUGGGGAAUCUGAAGGUGAAGGAAUUUGCCAGGGAAAAUUCCCAACCCUGAUUUUGCAACCAGUGAUUACUGCUGAGCUUGUGAGAGGCAAUGUCCAUCUCAAAUGUGCUUACAGCCAUUCUUCCUCAACUCAGCCUUUGCACUAUGUGGUGGUCUGGUCACGCCAUUCCGCAUCCAGCAUGAAAGAACAGAUCCAUCGUGACACAACUCUGCAGACAUUCUCCUAUGUAGAGAUGGAUGGAGUUAAUUUCAGAUUGGGAGUAACGGUCUUUUGCACUGUUACUGCUUUUAUGAAGGACCCACCUGAUCAGCAGUCAUUGUCUGAAGAGAGCACUGGAUUUUAUAUUGGGAUUAAGUUUGUACCACAAUCAUUACAAAUUGCAGAAGAUGGCAAAGAGCAUGUUUUGACCAUCCUAAGCACCAUACCCAUUACUUGCCAAGAUCAAGGUGGCAUCUGUAAAAUUACUUUACAACUGAGUACUGAAGAUUCUGAUAGUCUCGCCCAGGGACCCCCAAACAUAGCCCUUUCAACAUGCCAGGUGGAUCUGCAGCAGAUGCCCUGUACAGAAGGCAGCUGUGCAAGAGCCUCACUCACUGUGACAGCGGUGACAGACUUUGCCCAGGAUGGAAACCGCGUCAGUUAUAUCAGAGCCGAGCCAGUCAAAAGCAGUGAUCUCUUCUGGAGGGCUUACACACCAAAGGAUGUAAAGGUCACAGUUCAAGACCUCCCAACAGGGAACUGCUACUCUUUCACUGAUCCACAUGUUACCACAUUUGAUGGACGGCAUUAUGAUAAUUAUAAAAUUGGAACCUUCAUUUUGUCCAAGAGCCUGGCCCGUGUGUUUGAGAUACAUGUCCGUCAGUGGGACUGCGGAAGUCACCAUCAUGCUGUUGCCUGCAACUGCGGCGUAGCUGCAUGGGAAGCUAAUGACAUCGUUGUUCUGGAUAUGUGUAAUGGUCAGUUUCAUGAAACCAGACCUCAGCUAUCCAUUAAAAGCACUGAAGCAUCGCCACGCGUCAAAAUCCUGAAGUCGUAUGGAGAGAGAAAAAUUACUAUCAUGUUCCCCUCAGGAGCAUUUGUUCGAGCUGAUGUAAGUGAGUGGGGAAUGAGUUUGACAGUGAGGGCACCAAGCAUCGAUUUUAACAGCACCAGAGGUUUGUGUGGCAUCUUUGACAGGAACCGUCAUAAUGACUUCCAUAAUGCCAGUGGGAGUCCUUUACUAUCACAACAGAGAAACACGCCUGAGGAAGACUUCAUAGAAGAGUGGAGAAUACCCCCAGGGAAGAGUUUAUUUGACAGGACUCCAGCACCUUCUGAAGUAGAGAAAAGGAAAAAUUACUGCAGGUGUCCGAAAGCAUCCACCGCAUCCCUGCACUUGGUAAACACGCUGAAUACCUUCCAGAAUUCUUUCCCUCAAUCUCUGCACUGCCAUUACGAUAAUGUGGAUUAUACUUCUGCAAUCCCAUAUCUAGAUGUUACAUCUGAAUUUGUCACUUACCCAGAAAUAGAAUCUACUUUAAGAAGUGAUGGGAAAUUGUUGGCCAAGUUUUUUGAUCCAAGAUAUCUGCCUACAUCAGUCAAAAAGCGAGAUAGCCCUGAGGGCAGAUUAAAACAAUAUGCACAAAAAGUUUCCUUCAAAACCCCCCAAAUCAAUAGCUUUGUUAACUCCACUAAGCCAAAGGAAGUGCUAGAGAGAGCAAAAAGGGAAGAAGACUAUUCCGAAUACUCACCUCUUUAUCCAUUUCAAAGCCUGAGUCAAACAGACUCAGAAAGCUUUACAUAUUUUUUUCCAGAGGAUUACUUUGAAGGGAGUCAGCCAAAAAUCCAGGCAGUGUGGCCUACUCCCAGUGGCCUAACCUCAACUAAAGCCUUGGAGAUCUGUCAGCAGGUUCUUGCUAAUUCUACUAUUGGCUUGGUGUGUAAUGACUUACUGGGAACACAGCUGGAUGAGGCAAUUGAUAUGUGCCUUUUAGAUUUACAACUCAAGGAUGACUGGGCAUGGGAAGGUGCAAUGAUAGCAUUUUUGGAAAAUGAGUGUGAAAGAAGAGUGCUAGAAAACAGAAGCAGGCUGCUGCAUGCAGAAAAUGGGAUGCCUGCUAUCCAGGAAGAAAUCCUCAGAGCUCUGAGGUGUCCUAGUUUCUGCAAUGGGAAUGGACAGUGCACUGAAUGGGGAUGCCAGUGCUUUGAAGACCACAUUUCCUAUGACUGUAGCAUUGCCAAAAAUCACGCUUUAGAAAUCACAGACUUAGAGAACAGGGGACUCUGCGAUAUACGAAUUUCUGAUUGCAGCAGGAUCCGGGUGUUUGGCCUUGGCUUCAGAGAUUCUCCUCAUCUACACUGUGAGGUCACCAGAUUGACUCAUCUCAACGGUGAAUGGAUAUCAAGAGAACAAGAAAUCACAAGAGCAGAUUUUCUCAGCUCUAAAGCCGUUGACUGCCAGAUUCCUGUAUUGAACAGCACAGAAACAGAGAAUAUGCACUUCAUGGCUGAUGAUGAACCAUUUGCAAGAUGGCAAGUGAAAAUUACUAAUGAUGGCUUCCAGUACAGUAAUUCCAAAGUUCUGACCCUGUACGAUGCAGUCUGCCAGGUCUGUGAAUUUCAUCCAACUGGACUUUGUAAAUUAAAGGAAGAUACUUGUAAUAUUGAUGGACUUUGCUAUGGUGAAGGAGAUUCAAGCCCCACAAGCCCGUGCCUUCUUUGUGAACCUGACAUUUCUAAAUUCAUCUGGUCUAUUAAUGAAAACAACCUGCCUCCUGUGUUCCAAGCCCCUUCCAGCCAGCUGCUGACAUUUAUUGGUGAGAAUUUUGUUUACCAGUUAAUAGCAGCAGAUCCUGAGGGGUCAGCUGUGCUAUUCAUCUUAGAGGCUGGGCCACAGGAUGCCACACUCUCUCCUGCUGGCCUCCUCAUCUGGAAAGUCGAUUCGGAAGCAAAGCAGACGUUUGUGUUCGCUGUGUCAGAUGAAUGCAAUGCACAGAGCAGAUACUCUGUUGAGGUUUUAGUAAAGCCUUGCAGCUGCAUGCAUGGUGGAACAUGCGUUACCAAUAUUAACUUCCCUCCAGGACUUGGUGAAUACCUCUGUAUAUGUCCAAAUGGAUUUGAUGGGGUACUUUGCCAGGAAAAUAUCAAUGACUGCAAAUCAAACCCAUGUGGAAGUGGCACAUGUGUUGACAGUGUGGACAGCUACAUUUGUAAAUGCCCAGCUGGUUUGGAAGGGCUUACUUGUCAGGAAGACAGGAAUGAAUGUGAAGAGAACCUUUGUUUUCCUGGAAUGUCUUGCAUAAACACUUUUGGGUCUUAUAUGUGUGGAAUUUGCCCCAGUGGGAUGGAAGGGGAUGGUCAAUCUUGCAGACCUGAGGCCACUGCUGACAUUACAGAAGAUUUCAUCACUGAGAAUAAUAAAGCUUCAGGUAGACUGAACAAGACAGAGGAGGAAAGACCAACACAACCCAUAGACACAAAGAAGAUUCCUGCAAUUAAGAACAUUAACGUUAGUGGCAUACAAGUACAAAGAUCUGCCCAAAAUCACAUGGAUACUGCUGAGAUAGGUAAUGAAGACGCUAAAGACUCCCACCAAGGAAGAACAGCAAUGAAAUCAUUUUCCCAAGCUCUUCUAGCAAGACACCCUACAGUCUUCGGUAUUCAAUCACUUACUAUAAAAAAGACAGCUUCCCCGCCUCAGACUUCAGCAGCAACAAAAUCUGAUCUAGAUUCCAUGCCAUCUGAGAAAGCAUCAUCCUUGGAUAAAGGGAUGAUAGAAAUGAAUGCACACAACUUACUUCUGCACCAAGAGCCUGAUGACAAAGCAGCAAUGGUCAGAAUGACAACCCGGAUCUCUCCUGACUAUAAUCUGUACCUUAGAUCACACACAGCAGGGAGUGUUUCCCCUCACCAUGACAUGAGUGCAAGUCCAUUAGUUUCAAGCCCGUCUGCUGUUCAACAGACCCGCACAAAAUCUAACUUUUCUUCGAGAAAUUGGUCUAGUAGGAUUGCAACAACAAAGACCAAGCCACCGCAUGAUUUUCGAACAGAAAAGCCAAGAGCAUCUGCUUUGACCACCCUUGCGACUUCUUCAUUCCGUUUGAUAGCUUCUUUUUCUGAUACAGCUCCCCAAAGUGCUAGCCUCCCAGUAAGGACUUCUGUUCAAGCAAGAAUUCCAGCACAGACCAUUGCAAUCAGAAAGCCAGACGCCUUCACAGCGAACCAUUUGGCACUAUCAAAACCCAUUACUGGUCUACUGCAUCAGGACAAGAAAAUUACUUGUGCCAACAUGCCAUGCUUUUCAGGAGUGCAGUGUGAGCCAGCUAAAGAUGGAAGAUUUAAAUGUGGGCCUUGUCCAUUUGGAUACAGCGGGGAUGGAAUUACGUGUCGAAUGUUGUGUGAUCCACCUUGUGAUCAUGGAGGAACGUGUGUGGCUGAAAAUACCUGUUCUUGUGGUUAUGGAUUUGUUGGUCCAAGAUGCGAAAUAAUGGUGUGUAACAGGCACUGUCACAAUGGUGGAAAGUGUGUGUCACCAGAUGAGUGCAAGUGCAAAAAUGGAUGGAGUAGCCCCUCUUGUGAAACAGCAGUGUGUAUUCCUGUUUGCCUAAAUGGAGGCAGCUGUGUACGUCCAAAUAUGUGCGUUUGUCCUUCUGGUUUCUAUGGUCCCCAGUGCCAAACGGCUCUUUGCAACCCUCCUUGUAAGAAUGGUGGAUACUGUAUACGAAACAAUGUGUGUUCCUGUACUAAAGGUUAUAUAGGAAGAAGAUGUCAGAAAAGUGUCUGCGAUCCCAUGUGCAUGAAUGGAGGGAAGUGUGUAAGUCCAGAUGUCUGUGACUGUCCAUCUGGUUGGAGAGGCAAGAGAUGUCAUAAACCUGCGUGUCUGGAGAAGUGUCUGAAUGGUGGAGAAUGUAUAGGUCCAAACAUCUGUGAGUGCACUGAAGGCUGGACAGGACUGCUAUGCCAGACUCCACUUUGUGAGCAGAAGUGCCUGUUUGGAAGCAGAUGCAUAAGACCAAAUGUUUGUGCCUGUAGAAGUGGCUAUACUGGGGUAACAUGUGGAAAGAAGCUUCCAAUAAGACGAAGAUAACAUAACAAGAGGACAAUGAAGACAAUCAUUUGGAUGCUGGUAAUCUGGCAGUGUGCACGUUAUUCUUUUGGG
This is a messenger RNA of Alligator sinensis (Chinese alligator), 5682 nucleotides long. RefSeq names its product von Willebrand factor D and EGF domain-containing protein-like. The transcript has 29 exons. The record is from RefSeq and is a predicted model, not a curated record. Gene Ontology annotation, molecular function: signaling receptor binding; calcium ion binding. Gene Ontology annotation, cellular component: cell surface; extracellular region. NCBI's taxonomy places the organism in Eukaryota, Metazoa, Chordata, Crocodylia, Alligatoridae. The coding region runs from base 1 to 5610 and encodes 1869 amino acids. Gene Ontology annotation, biological process: anatomical structure development.